This is a messenger RNA of Cuculus canorus (common cuckoo), 2167 nucleotides long. It is a transcript of the gene BHLHA15, whose product is annotated as basic helix-loop-helix family member a15. Lineage: Eukaryota; Metazoa; Chordata; Aves; Cuculiformes; Cuculidae. Gene Ontology annotation, molecular function: protein dimerization activity. The record is from RefSeq and is a predicted model, not a curated record. The transcript is spliced from 2 exons. The coding region runs from base 411 to 902 and encodes 163 amino acids.
GCUAAAGCGACGUGUCGCGGCGGGCAGCGAUGCCAGCCCGGCUCCCUGCGCGGCUUUCCUCGGGUUCCCUCAGCUCCUGCUGACAGAGCCUGGCCCAGUCCUAACGCCCCCACUGCCCCUGCGGCUCCUGCAUUCCCACCCGUCUCCCUGAGCCCGCGGCACUAGGCUCCUUGUCCCGGGCAGCAGCCCCGGUCAUCCUGACUACCAACAUUCACAGCUUCUAAACAGAACGUGACUAAAUUGAGAACCGAUGACAGUUUUCCAGUAGUGAACAAGUAAACAAACAUCAAACCAACCUGCGUCAGAUCAUUUGUGCAGCAAAUGUGAACAUUAAACUGUGCAACAUUAAAGAUACUGGUGUCAUGUUUUUACAGCACAUGGAUGCUUAAUACCAAUACAGCUACCAAACCAUGAAGACUAAAACCAAAGGAAAGAAGCAAAGGCGUACUGUUGACAAAGAAGCAUUUUCUGAGGAGUCAGCUGUGAGAAAAAAAGAACUGGUGAAAUGUUUGCGACGCAAAGAAAGGAGAAGUGGGGGAAACAAGGACAGUAGCAAGAUCACUACAGCCAGAGCCAAGCAUUCUUGGAGCAAUAAGGACAGGCGCUUAAGGAGACUGGAAAGCAAUGAGCGGGAGAGGCAGAGAAUGCACAAGCUCAACAGUGCAUUUCAGGCUUUGCGGGAGGUGAUACCUCAUGUGAGAGCUGAGAAUAAACUUUCCAAAAUAGAGACUCUUACACUGGCGAAAAAUUACAUUAAAUCCUUGACCUCCAUUAUACUCAAUAUGUCCAAUGGACACUUUCCAGCAGCAGAAGGCAUGGGGGCUGCCUGGGGGUCCAAAGUGUACCAGCACCAUCAACAGCAAUGUGGGGACGGCGAUCAUGAGGAACAUCUACAGAAAUAAUCCACAGGUUCACAGCUUUAGCCAAAACACUUACAGUCAGCAGCUACCGUCAUUCUUUGCUUUUCUUGCAUGAUAACAUGUCAGUACACAGAGGAUUUGAGAUUACUUUUUGCCUCCAGCUAUCCCCUAUUUUUUCUUAAAAAGGCAAACAGGUAACACUGUUUCCACAGCAUCCAGCCUUAUGGAGUUUUUCUUUAGUGUGCGCCUGGGUGCCAUUGUAAUACAAAUAAGGGACAAAUGUCUUAUUUUUACUAAAACUAUGAUUAAAAUGCUCAAGCGUAAUGAUAAGUUAGACAACAAUAUCUAAUUAUAAAUUAUUUGCUAAUGAAGAUCAUGUGAUCAGGAUUUUUUUCUGUGUUAGUGCUGCAUUCUGGUGCUAUAAAACAUAAAUGCAGCAGCUCUUCAAAAGAGGAAAAUAAGCUUCACCCCCAUCUUACUAUAAAAAGUUCUGUGUCACUAAGGAGCCCUCAUUUCCACUUGUAUAACAAGCUGAGGUGCCCCCAGCUGGAACUGUAUUUCAGCCCCUCCUACCAAGAUUCCAGAAGUCCUAUGCUGACAGGACAGCUGUGGCUCUGUGGUGUGGACAAAGGCAGAAUCCGGCAUCUCGUGCACUGGAGAGGAUUGAUAACAGUAUGUGACAUGGUCCUUCUCUCUGUAAAGCAGGGCUGUCCAAGGAGAAAUGUCGGCUGGGGAUUUAUCAGAUCCAUCACCGGAGGUUUACACUACAGAGCGUAGUUUUUAACAUGCUAUUUGUUUUGCUCCAGCAGGACUGAUAGCAUGGCAGUUUCAUUCGGACUAAAAUGUCACAAUUCCCGGACAGACCGGUAAGGGAUGUGAGUUACUUUUCUCCACGAUAGCGAUCUACAGUUAUGAGGGAGAAUAAUGUAGUAUUUCUUAUGUAUGUGUAGUUACCUUACUGCAGAAAUUAUUUGGAUCCUGCCUCAAGCUGUGAUUUUCUGAGUUUCCAAACUGUUCUCUGCUGCAAUAGCCCAACAAGUGUUCAAUCAUUUAAGUAUUAUUUACUCAGCUUGCCAUAACCGUGCUAUCUUACUUCAAGCGCAGGGAAGCUGUGGCUGCCCCAUCCCUGGAGGGGUUCCAGGCCAGGUUGGAUCGGCCUUGGAGCCCCUGAUGCAGUGGGAGGUGUCCCUGCCCGUGGCAGGGGGUGGGACUGGAUGGGCUUUAAGGUCCCUUCCAACCCAAACCACCCUACGAUUGUAUGAUUUUUCUUUCAGUUGUCCUACUCGGUACCUCUUCAGGCCCGAGCA